UUUUUUCGCAGGAAAUUCCAAAGAGAUGGGAUGUUGGGGAAAACUGGUGAUCCUCUUCUUCAUUUCUUUGGGACUCACGGAUGGGAUCCACAGCAACAACUGGGCGAUUCUUGUCGACACUUCGCGGUUCUGGUUCAAUUAUCGUCACGUGGCCAAUGUCCUGAGUGUGUAUCGCAGUGUGAAACGACUCGGGAUCCCGGACAGUAGGAUCAUUCUCAUGAUCGCCGACGAUAUGGCGUGCAACCCGCGGAACCCGAGCCCGGCCACCGUUUACAACAAUGCCAUGAAGCACAUCAAUGUGUAUGGCGAUGACGUGGAAGUGGAUUACCGGGGCUACGAGGUGACCGUGGAGCACUUCUCGAGGUUGUUGACUGGACGAUUGCCGGAGUCGACGCCGAGGUCCAAGAGACUGUUGAGCGAUGAAACUUCGAAUGUGUUGGUGUAUAUGACUGGUCACGGUGGGGACGGGUUCAUCAAGUUUCAGGAUGCGGAGGAGAUCACGAGUGUGGAGCUUGCGGAUGCCUUUGAGCAAAUGUGGCGGAAAAAGAGGUACCGACAACUUUUAUUCAUCGUUGACACUUGCCAAGCAGCCAGUUUGUAUGCCAAAAUCCGUGCGCCAAAUAUCCUUGCCAUUGGAUCCUCGCUCGUUGGAGAAGACUCUUUGUCGCAUCACGUUGACCCCGACAUUGGCGUGUACAUUAUUGACAGGUACACGUAUUACUUGUUGGAAUUCCUGGAGGGACUAGGGCCGGGUUCCAACCAGAGUUUGGCGGAUUUGCUGAAGGUGUGUCCUCCGAGGGACUGCAUUUCGACUGUCGGGGUCCGAACUGAUCUCUAUCCCGGUGACUUGUCCCGAACGAAGGUGACCGAGUUUUUUGGAUCCGAACGGAGGAUCGAGUUCACUGCUGAAACUGUGGAUUUACCGGAUAUUUGACUUGAAAAUUGUAGUUUUUUUUUUGAGCGCGUCACCUGGUUAUACAGGUGGAUGUUUUUUUAUAAAUCUAUUGGUGGCAUUGAUAAACGUUGUGAUCAUUGAA
This is a messenger RNA of Notodromas monacha, 1037 nucleotides long. The record is from the annotation of a GenBank genome assembly. Lineage: Eukaryota; Metazoa; Arthropoda; Ostracoda; Podocopida; Cyprididae.